Messenger RNA from Paramecium tetraurelia, 876 nucleotides. RefSeq lists its product as uncharacterized. NCBI's taxonomy places the organism in Eukaryota, Ciliophora, Oligohymenophorea, Peniculida, Parameciidae. The transcript has 3 exons. The record is from RefSeq and is a predicted model, not a curated record.
AUGUAUAGAAACUCAAAUUUUUCAUUUUAAGAACCAAAACCGAAAGAAAUAGAUUUUCAAGCUGUAGAUAGGCUCCUAGAGUACACAAAACAAACUCAUUAAAAUUCUUAGAGACAGAUUAAAUAGCCAGAUUAUGAAGAAAAAGAAAAAUAUAGAAAUAUUCGACCUAAUUCGUUAACUUAAAGAAUAUCCCUCUAUGAAACAAACUAAUAAUAAUCUAGAAGGGAAAGGUUAUCUUUUUAAGAUAUUGACUUUUGUAAAAUAGUUAUGUUUUUAAUGGCUGCUGAGAUUGAGAGGUUAAGGGAAUAAUUAGAAGAAAAUAUAAAUUAAGAAUAAAUCAGAAAAAAUUUUGAAGGUAUGCAAUCCUCAAUUAAUCAAUGGAGACUCAAAUUCGAACGAAAAGAGGAGGAGUGCGAUUAAUUAAGAGAAGAAUUAAUGAAUUUAAAAUAAAUAAACAAAGAAAAUUAUGAAAAAAAUGCUUAAGCAUUAUACUUGCAAAUUGAGAAAUUGAAUAAUGAAAUUCAAGAAAGCUAAAUCAACUUGAAAUCAAAGCAAGAUGAAAUAAAUUCCUUAUAUCAAUAACUCCAAUAAAAAAAAGGUUAAUUGGACUAAGCUGAUAUCACUAUUAAGCAAUUGAAAAAUGAAGUGUAAAGUUUAUAAAACAAAAAUGAUAUUAAAUAUGACUAAUUCAUAGAUGAACUUAAUAAUGAAAUUGAAAACCUAUAACAAAAUUAUAGAAAACUCUACAAUGAUUAUUAAUAGUAUAAACUAGGGCAAAGUGCCCUAUUCGAGAAUUCAAAGUUAAUAAUAAUACAUUCUCCAGGAGAAUUAAGAAAUAAAUAUGCUGAAUUAGAUGAUAUAAUAACUGUAAAAUGA